AUGAGUGAGGCGCCUGCUAUUCCUACGCUUCCGGACGUGUUCGAUCUCGGUCCGUCCGGCUCGCGCUCCGUACCUCGCCGCUUAGCCGAGCCUGUCCCGCGUCUUGGUUCGCCAUUCACAGAGACUCCGCAUAGGCAGCACAAUACAUUCCCGCGUAGCUAUCUGCCAACUGCAAGCAACCCUCAGCCGUUUCAGCAGCGCUUGCGUGAGCUUGUGACCCAGGACCAGGAACUCCAGUAA
Molecule: messenger RNA, 240 nt
Organism: Baudoinia panamericana UAMH 10762
Lineage: Eukaryota; Fungi; Ascomycota; Dothideomycetes; Mycosphaerellales; Teratosphaeriaceae
Exons: 1
Coding region: 1-240 (79 amino acids)
Source: RefSeq, a predicted model, not a curated record